UUGAAGCCUUUGAAAGGCGAAUAAACUCUUCGACCAGAACGCUUUUUACGGCGCUGUAUUAUUUAAAUGUAAAAGCAUUGAUUUUAAAUGAGAAGAGAACUUCCUUGACAAAAAGCUACAUAGCUGGGUGUGAUGAAUUUAAAGAAAAAAUGACAAAAAUCUGUGGAUUAUGUGUUAUUUAGAGAUUCUUCUACAUGAAAUGUGACACGAUGGCUGUGGAACACAUAUCCCUCUCCCAGAAAACUUCAAUGGGUACAUGUAACUCUAAGGCUGUCAAUUUUGGAAUAGAAACUAGAACUGCCUGGAUUGUGUUAAUAAUACUGAUAUGUACUAUCAAGACAUCAAACACAACAACAUCCUCUCUAGACACGACAACAACGACAGAUUCCUCCAUCACAUCUUCUAUAUUAUCAACUACCGCAAACUUAGCUACAGUGUCUACAACGAAACAAUCACCUACAACAGAAAUAUCACAACAAACAACAAACUCAGCAGAAACAACAUCCAUGCCAUCAACGGCUAGCACAUUCUCACCAAGUACUAAUUCAGUAACAUCACUAACAACAAGUACAAUAUCGAUGUCAACAAGUACAUCAUUAACAACAACUACAGCAACAUUUCCGGUAACGAGUACGAGUACGACAUCACCGCCAACAGGUUCUACAUUUGAAGAAUCAGGAACAACAGAUUCAUCACAGACAGGUACAGUCUCUUCGUCAACAAGUGCAAUAAGCUUAACAUCACCGACAACAAGUACAGUUCUACCGACAACAAGCACAGCAUCAUCGACAACAAGUACAACUUCAUCGACAACAAGUACAACACCACCGACAACAAGUACAGCUCCAUCGACAACAAGAUCAGCUUCACCAACAACAAGUACAGCAUUACCGACAACAAGUACAACAACGCCGACAACAACUAGUAUGACUUCAACGAAAAUGGGUACAACAUUAUCGAAAACAAGUAUAUCAAUAAGUUCGUCCUCAGUGCAAACUAGUACAGCAUCGCAAACAACAAGUACAACUUUACCGACAACAAGUAUUUCAUCAACAACCACAACAUCGCCAUUAAGUACAACAGCAUCAUCGACAGCCAGUUCAACUGCAUCUAUAACAACAAGUAGUGCACCAUCAUCAACAACAUAUGCAAAGACAACGACAGCAUUGACAACAAGUACAACAAACCCAAUAUCAUCAACAACACAAACUGCCCCUACCACGACAAAGGAAGUUACAUCUUCAUCGACAACCUCACCGACAUCAUCAUCAUCAACAUCCGCUUUAACAACAACAAGAGGAACCACAUCUGCUCCAACAACGCAAAGGAGAAUGAAUUUUCAGCUUCAUUUGAACGUAAAUGAGACGAGGGAUCUCUCGAUUGAAGGCAGUAAAGCAAAAGUGGUCAACGAUACAAGGACUGCACUAACAAAGUUGUACAUGGACACAUUGAAAGAAAGUCUGAAAAUUGAAAUUAACUCACUAAGCAAAGGAUCCUUGAUUGUGGACUAUAACAUAUACGUGGAUGAUUCGCCUGCAAUGUUACUUGAUGUCGUGAACGUUAUGAAAGACGUAUCUGAGGGAAAAACCAACUUAACCUACAACGGAAAUGACGUCAACGCCUUAUCUGUUUCUUAUAUAGAUACCUCCAACAAGCAGGUGUCGAUUGAUGGUAGAACAGACCCAAACGCUGUUAUCGAUGCUAGCUAUAUCUGCCCAACAAAUGGCCCAUGCUAUCGUCAAGACAACCUCAAAGAUGACAGUGGAUUAACAGAAAACGAAAUAAUAAUCAUAAGCUGUGCAUCUGCUGGAGGAGCACUGGUAAUCAUCAUUUUGAUAGUGAUUAUUGUAUGUUCGUGCCGCAGUAAAUCACAGAAGACCACAACAAAUGAUCGACAAUUCAAGCAUUUUCUCUUCUCUAAACAUACUACGGACCUGCUGGACAGUGCCAAUGCAACACGGAAUAUGGCCAUGGAAAAUAUACCGUCAAAUAUAAAUUCAGGUCCGAACACAAACGGAAGGUAUGCUGUGGUGAACAGAGUUCCCAGCAGACAACGGGAUCCUUAUGCAGCAGGAAACGGCGUAACAGACAAAGAGUUUGUGAAGGUGAACCAAGGAGCCCAGAGCAGGUAUAAUGGCCAAAGUGAAGAGAGGUUAGCGGGCAGGCAGUUUGAUGCUUAUAGAUCAGGAAAUAAAGAAAAAGAGUUUGUAAACGCGAAUCAAAGUGCCCAGAGCAGGUAUUAUGGUCAAAGUGAUGAGAAAUUAUCGGACAGGCAGUUUGAUGCUUAUAGAUCAGGAAAUAAAAAAAGAGAGAUGCGGUUUCAACAAAGACAAUCUAAAACCAACAUAAGUGAAUAUGAAGCAAGAGGGAACAGGUCCCAAAACAGACAACUUGAUGUUUAUAUGGGAAAUAUAGUACCACAAGAUGAUAGAAAUCCAAGAAGACACGUGAAUGAACAAAGAAUGAGAAAUAACUAUGAAGAUAACUGGAAUGCAAGAGAACUCCAAAGUCCAUAUAUGUACGAAGAUAGAUAUAAUUCCAGAGAGGAAAUGAUUCCAAGAACCCCGAGGGGAAAGCAGGAUGUUUAUAAAAGUGAAUACGAAUACAGAGAAAAUAGACCUCGAGGAGCACAAAAUUACAACAAUAGAACAGACUAUCUGAUAAACAAGCAGCAGGACAGAUCAAGGGGAUCUAGGAAUGAUUUAGAAUACAGUGGAAGAAGGUGGUACCCAGGCUAUGAACAGUAUGUGGCUGAGAACAACCUUUGGCGUAUUCAAUCUUCGAAAUCCCCUAGAUAGUUCAUUUCGAAAGUUCAAACUUCGGAAUCCUCUGGAAAGUUCAUUCACAGGGGCU
Messenger RNA from Saccostrea cuccullata (small rock oyster), 2853 nucleotides. RefSeq lists its product as uncharacterized. The transcript has 7 exons. The coding region runs from base 195 to 2798 and encodes 867 amino acids. The record is from RefSeq and is a predicted model, not a curated record. Lineage: Eukaryota; Metazoa; Mollusca; Bivalvia; Ostreida; Ostreidae.